Molecule: messenger RNA, 3372 nt
Organism: Cladocopium goreaui
Lineage: Eukaryota; Dinophyceae; Suessiales; Symbiodiniaceae
Source: the annotation of a GenBank genome assembly
AUGCCCACGAUAGCUUCUGCCGACUUGUUGGAUUUCGCCACUCGCCUGUUAGCUGCCAGCGAGGUACCCCAGGAAGAAGCCGCGGUGGUCGCCGAAAGCCUGGUGGGGGCCAACCUCCGGGGGCACGACUCGCACGGGGUGAUGCGAAUCCCGUUCUACCUCGACGGCUUGAAGAAAGGCGAAACCACCGCAGCCGCCGAACUCACCAUCACCAAGCAAACUGAAACCACGAUCGUGGCCGACGGCAAUUGGGGCUUCGGGCAAACACUGAUGCACGACCUCACUGGCCGGUUGAUCGCAAUGGCCAAGGAACACGGCACCGGCGUUGGGACACUGAUUCACUCCUCGCAUGUGGGGCGGUUAGGCGAGUAUUGCGAACGGGCGGCCGAGGCUGGUCUGGUCUCGAUGAUGAUGGUCAACACUCACGGUUCGACCCGACGUGUCGCACCUCCCGGCGGGAAAGCUCCUCGACUGGGCACCAACCCCAUCGCGUUUGGGGUACCCGCUGAUGAUGGUCCUCUGAUCGUCGACUUCGGCACCUGCGCUACGGCCGAAGGCAAAGUUCGUGUGAAACGCAUCGGCGGCGAACUCUGCCCCGACGGGUGGCUGCUCGAUUCCGAAGGCAAACCCACCAACGACCCGCACAGCUUGUAUGGCGACCCGCCCGGUACGAUUCUCCCCAUGGGCGGCAAUCAAGCCUACAAAGGUUUCGGCCUGGCGAUGAUGGUCGAGAUCUUCUCCGGGGCACUUUCCGGCGGUAUUUGCGCCCGCGAGGUGCCAGUGAACCAGUUGGGCAACUGUGUUUUCAUGAUGGUGAUCGAUCCCGAUCAUCUCGGAGGGGCACAACAUUUCGCCGAUCAGGUCGCCUCGCUGGUUGGAUUCGUUCGCGGCUGCCCCAAAAUCGAGGGUGUCGAGGAAAUCCUCCUCCCCGGCGAUCCCGAACGCCGGGUGCUCGAGCAACGGACCGCUAAUGGAGUUCCUUUCGACGACGGAAACUGGCAGCAGUUGGUCGAUUUGGCCGCCAAACUGGGUGUCGAACCACCAGUCUCGAAGGGAGAUCCAAGAAUGCGAUUCCGGUGGUCCACGAACGCGAUGCGAGCAAUCUUGCCGCUUAUUUUGGUCACCCUUGCCAGCCCGGCCACGGCUGAAGACGCCCUGCCGCUAGUCGGCGGUGUUGAGUGGCAACCGCUCAAGGCCCAAGUUCAGCGCGUGGUGCAAACGCUCGACUACCUGGGUGCCCCUCUCACGGAAGAGCAACAGCAAGCAUUCGACGCCGCGUCGGAAAUGACCGACGGCGCCGAAGCAUCUCGGGCCGUUCAGCGAGUGCUCGAUCCCUUGUGCCUGGCGGCCGUGAAUAUCAACCCGGAGAGUCGGGUGAAAGCCGCCCCGGGCCCAGCUCCCAAGGCUCUAGUGCAACAAGGUUGGACCGUCUUCCUCGUAAAGGUUCAUAACGAAGCGGGAGUCACCGCCGCUUUGCAGUGCACCAGCCCCAAUGCCGCUCCGCUGGUCAAGCCUUCAACCGCCGCCGCUGAACCCGAGGUGAGCAUCAAACCCAGCGAAGUCGGAGAUCGCUGGCUCGAUGUGAGCAUGUACGGAAAGCAGCCGCUGAACGAGAAACUCUCCGGGCUCGAACUCGAAUACCGAGUGAUCGAACUCUAUAGCCGCGACGUCGGCCGACGUGAGGCGAAGCUGGUGUUCGAUGCCGGACAGGGUACCCAAGACCUCGGGUUCCGCAGCGAGUUGAAUCUGCUGUUCCAGUGCGAACCUGCCGUCGAAGUGGUGUUAGAAGUUCUUGAUGACGACGGACAACCUACCACCGGGCAGUUUGUGUUUCGCGACGAGCACAAUCGGGUCUACCCCUCGAUGGCGCGACGAUUGGCGCCAGACUUUUUCUUCCAUGAACAGAUCUACCGCCACAGUGGCGAGUCGGUGAUGCUGCCUCCGGGGAAGUACGAAGUUACAUUCACCCGAGGGCCGGAAUACCGUAUUGAGAAGCGCACGAUUGAAGUUCCCGAUUCGGUUUCACACCGCGAGAAAUUCCAACUCCAGCGUUGGAUCAAGCUGACCGACGCCGGAUGGUACUCAGGCGACCAUCACGUGCACGCGGCCGGUUGCAAGCAUUACGAGUCGCCGACCGAAGGCGUGCAGCCCGUCGACAUGAUGCGGCACAUCCUGGGUGAAGACCUCAACGUCGGCUGCGUUCUGUCGUGGGGCCCGUGCUGGUACUACCAAAAGCAAUACUUUGAGGGCCGCGUGAACCGGCUCUCGACUGACCGCUACUUGAUGCGGUACGACGUAGAAGUCUCCGGCUUCCCCAGUUCCCAUGCGGGUCAUCUUUGCCUGUUACGACUGACCGACGACGACUAUCCAGGCACGAUCCGAAUUGAAGAGUGGCCCAGUUGGGACCUUCCAGUUUUGCGAUGGGGAAAAGAGCAGGGCGGGGUGGUCGGUUUCUCACACAGUGGGUGGGGACUGAAGGUUGAUGCCACGGAGUUACCCACGUUCGAUAUGCCGCCGUUUGAUGGAAUCGGGGCCAACGAAUACAUCGUCGACGUCACCCAUGGCGUCUGCGAUUUCAUCUCCGCAGUCGAUACUCCUUUCGUCUGGGAACUCAACAUUUGGUAUCACACCCUGAAUUGUGGAUACACGGCCCGCAUCUCCGGCGAGACCGACUUCCCCUGCAUCUACGGCGAACGCGUCGGGCUGGGCCGCGCGUAUGUAAAGCUCGAUGACGACGAACCGUUGAACUACGACAAUUGGGUCCGCGGCAUCCGCGAUGGCCGCAGCUACUGCACCGACGGACUUUGCCAUCUGUACGACUUCACCGUCGAUGGGCUAGGUGUCGGUGAGCCCGGAGCCGAUGGCCAAGCGAGCGUACUCGCUGCGAGAUCCGGCAAGCCACUCAAAAUUCGCGUUCAAGCGGCCGCACUUUUGGCCGACGAGCCACGAGAAGACAUCCGCAGCCGCCCCUUGGAUCAUCAACCAUACUGGCAUAUCGAACGGGCCAGAAUCGGCGACUCGAACAAAGUGCCGGUCGACCUGGUAAUCAAUGGCGAAACUGUCGCCACGCAAGAACUGGUAGCCGACGGCCAGGUUCGAGAACUGGAAUUCGAAGUCACUCCCGAGCAAUCAAGCUGGAUCGCCCUCCGGGUAUUCCCCAGUUGCCACACAAAUCCUGUGUUCGUCGAGUUAGACGGCAAGCCAAUCCGUGCAAGCAAGCGCAGCGCCCAGUGGUGCCUCGAUGCGGUGGAUGUUUGCUGGAAAGAGAAGAGCCCAAAGAUUCGCGAAAGCGAGCUGCCCGCUGCGGAAGCCGCCUACGAAUCGGCCCGCAAGGCGUAUCGCAAGAUCCUGGACGAGUCGCAAGCCGACUGA